Polyodon spathula (Mississippi paddlefish) is the source of this 1511-nucleotide messenger RNA. Its product is annotated as eukaryotic initiation factor 4A-III-like. Gene Ontology annotation, molecular function: RNA helicase activity; ATP binding; mRNA binding. The transcript has 12 exons. Bases 136 to 1356 code for a protein of 406 amino acids. The record is from RefSeq and is a predicted model, not a curated record. Lineage: Eukaryota; Metazoa; Chordata; Actinopteri; Acipenseriformes; Polyodontidae. Gene Ontology annotation, cellular component: catalytic step 2 spliceosome; nucleolus.
UCGGCCCUGUUUAUAGCGUCACUGGACACGCGUCUCACGUUUUGGUAGCUGUGAGGCCUGUUUAAUCGACAUCGAGUGCCUUUCCAUCGCCUAUUUCAGCUUAUUUUCUCUGCAGAAUCUUUCAAAACAGAAAAUAUGGAAGUAGCUCCAGUUCCCGUUAGGAAGCGUCUCAUGAAGGACGAAGACAUGACCAAAAUAGAGUUCGAGACCAGCGAGGAGGUCGAUGUAACACCUACCUUCGACACAAUGGGCCUGCGGGAGGACCUACUUCGUGGGAUUUACGCUUACGGUUUUGAGAAGCCGUCUGCAAUUCAACAGAGAGCAAUUAAACAGAUAAUUAAAGGCAGAGAUGUGAUUGCACAGUCUCAGUCUGGUACUGGUAAAACAGCAACUUUCUGUGUCUCCGUGCUGCAGUGCUUGGACAUUCAGGUCCGCGAAACCCAGGCAUUGAUCCUGGCACCAACCAGAGAGUUGGCAGGACAAAUACAGAAGGUGCUCUUGGCUCUUGGUGACUACAUGAAUGUGCAGUGUCAUGCAUGUAUUGGGGGGACAAAUGUUGGAGAAGACAUCAGGAAACUUGAUUAUGGGCAGCAUGUUGUUGCAGGCACCCCAGGACGUGUUUUUGACAUGAUUCGCAGGAGAAGCUUGAGAACCCGUGCUAUCAAAAUGCUGGUUCUUGAUGAAGCUGAUGAGAUGUUAAAUAAAGGUUUUAAGGAACAGAUCUAUGAUGUAUACAGAUACUUGCCUCCUGCCACGCAAGUUUGUCUGAUCAGCGCUACGUUACCACACGAAAUCUUGGAGAUGACUAACAAAUUUAUGACUGAUCCAAUCCGAAUCUUGGUCAAACGUGACGAGUUGACGCUGGAAGGCAUCAAGCAGUUUUUCGUUGCUGUAGAAAGAGAGGAAUGGAAGUUUGACACACUAUGUGAUCUAUAUGACACUCUGACCAUCACACAGGCUGUCAUCUUCUGUAACACCAAAAGAAAGGUGGACUGGCUGACUGAGAAAAUGAGAGAAGCCAACUUCACUGUGUCUUCAAUGCACGGAGAUAUGCCUCAGAAAGAGCGAGAGUCCAUCAUGAAAGAGUUCAGAUCUGGAGCAAGCCGAGUCCUCAUUUCGACAGAUGUUUGGGCCAGGGGAUUGGAUGUUCCUCAAGUGUCGCUGAUCAUCAACUAUGACCUGCCAAACAACAGAGAAUUGUACAUCCACAGAAUUGGGCGAUCAGGUCGUUACGGUCGUAAAGGUGUUGCCAUCAACUUUGUCAAAAAUGAUGACAUCCGCAUCCUUCGAGAUAUUGAACAGUACUACUCUACACAGAUUGAUGAAAUGCCCAUGAAUGUGGCUGAUUUGAUCUGAAGGAAGUAAAGAAGACUUGAAGAGGAGUGGAUUUUUUAUAUAUACAUUUAGUAAAUUACAUUUUUGUUAGUUUUCAUGUGGGAUGCCCCUUUACAAACUCCUAAUGGCUUUUGUGUUCCCCUCUUUAUUCAUUAAACCAGUACCCUUUUUGUAAA